This is a messenger RNA of Acanthisitta chloris (rifleman), 1659 nucleotides long. It is a transcript of the gene DRC3, whose product is annotated as leucine rich repeat containing 48. Bases 1 to 1659 code for a protein of 552 amino acids. The transcript has 12 exons. NCBI's taxonomy places the organism in Eukaryota, Metazoa, Chordata, Aves, Passeriformes, Acanthisittidae. Gene Ontology annotation, molecular function: protein binding. The record is from RefSeq and is a predicted model, not a curated record.
AUGAGUCAAUUUUACAACAAUGUUGAGGCAAAGGUUAUUGAGGAUGAAAUGGUUCAAAAAGUCAUUGAAGAGGGGCAUCCAGAGGACCUCAGGGAGUUUUCCAAAGGGAAGAGUACUAAGGAUGUGACAGAGCUACAGCUUCGUUUUAAAAAUAUCCUGCAGAUUGAGAAUCUGUGGCAGUUUGAGAAUCUGACUCAACUGCAGCUGGACAACAAUAUCAUUGAGAAGAUAGAAGGUCUGGAGAGUUUGGUUCACCUUGUACGGCUUGACUUGUCCUUCAACAACAUUGAAGUAAUUGAGGGCCUGGAUACCCUUGUCAAACUGCAGGACCUCAGUUUCUACUGUAACAAAAUAUCUAAAAUUGAGCACAUGGACACAUUGCAAGAGCUGCAGCUUUUCUCCAUAGGGAAGAAUAACCUGACCUCUCUGGAUGAUGUGAUCUAUCUCAGGAGGUUUAAAAGCUUAAGGACACUGAAUCUCACUGGGAACCCUCUCUGUGACGACGAGCAGUACACACUGUUUGUUGUUGCUCAUCUUCCAAACCUGAGGUACUUGGACUUCAAGCUCGUGAAAGACACCAUGAGAGAAGCUGCAGCUUUAAAGUAUCAAGAUCUCACUAAGCCACGGGAACGUGAGGAGGCUCGAGCCUUUGCUCAGCUGGAGAGCAAACAGGAAAGGCAGAAAGAGCAGGAGUACCACGAGACAGCCUUUGUUGAGCACCUGAAUGGAUCAUUCCUGUUUGACAGUCUGUAUGCAGAGGAUACAGAAGCUGCCAAACUGGCUUCCCUCCCUGGAGUGGGGGACCUGCUGCAGGAAUACAGAAAGGAGUUUGUCUCAGUCUGUGGGAAGCUCUUUAACUUUGGCCUGAAAGAGCAUAAGAAACGAGAAGCUGAAGUCUCUGAUUUCUACGCAAGAGUUGAUGAAGCUCUAAGAGCCAACCAGGAAGAGAGCAAGAAAGUAAUCCUAGACUUUGAAAAUCGGAACAAAAGGAGGCUGGAUGAGAUUCAUCAUGCCAAGAGUUAUGAUAUUGCUGAGUCUAAACGAGCUGAGUGCAAGGAGGACAUCCUUCAGCUGUCAGAAACACUCAUGACCUUGGAAAUACUGGUAGCUGACCAGCUGGAGGAACUAUUAAAGGAUUUUAAAAGAAGCACUGAUGUCACAGCAUCAACAUUCAUUGAAAAUGUUCAAGGUAUGAUGACCCAAUGCCGGGACCUGGAAAACCAUUACCAUGAAAAGCUGCUGGAGAUCUCCAUCACCGCCCUGGAGAAAUCAGACAAGAAAGUGCCUGACAAGGAUUUGUCACAAGAUGUUGAAAUGCUCCUCGUGGACAAAAACACCAUUGUCAAUGCCGCCAACAUGUCCCACAGCAUCCGCCUGCGGAAGAUUGAUAAGAGAGAGAGCGACAUCCUCUGCAACACCUACCACUGGCAGACCUUUGUGACAGAGCAGGCCUACCAAAAUGAGAUCAACAGAAAUCAUUACCAUAUCAAAAAGAUCAUUCUCUACAUUGACAAUCUCCAGAAGGAGCUGGAUAACAUAGAGAUCAUUCACGACAUUGACAAUCUCCAGAAGGAGCUGGAUAACACAGAGAUCAUUCAUGACAUUGACAAUCUCCAGAAGGAGCUGGAUAACACAGAGAUCCUGGAGCCAAUGGAAUAG